AUGUCUCAUCGACCGCUUUUCGUGCCGCCAGACUUUCUCCGUACGAUGAUGCAGCAAACGGAUGGUUCAGCGCUCCAUCGGGAACAGAUCGCCGCCCACAUACGCGAGCUUUUGAUUGCCGCGCCCAUCGAGCUUGCAGAAGGUGAGCUCGACCCUGAGCUGCCUCAGCCCUUGCAACCUUUGUCACCUCAGCCCUUGUCGCCUCAGCCCUUAUCGCUUCAGCCCUUGCAGCCCUUGUUACCCUCUCCGUUGGUAACGCCAGCCGUCACUGCGACCAACGGAGCGCCCGAUCAAGAUCCCAUGCAUGCCCUGUGGAUCUCCACCCAGCCUCCCAGGUUUUCUGGUUUUGGAGAUCUACAGUCACCAGAAGGGUUCAUAGAGAAGCUCGAGAGUUACUGCCUAAUCCAGGGUGUCAAGCCAGAGGAUCGCAUCAGCCGUGUCGUACCCGCAGUUCUCGACGGAAGUGCCAAGCUGUGGUUUCGCUUCGCGGGGGAGUUUACGAGCUGGGGCAGCUUCGUCACCGCGUUCCAUAGUCAGUUUGCGCCGGUGGACAAGAAGAAGCGACUGAAAGAGGAAUUGCGGAAACGAACUCAACACCCCGAGGAAAACCUGAAGCAGUUCAUAUAUGUCAUCAGCAGUUACUACGACAGGAUCGGCGAGCCUGUGACAGAUGCGCAGAAGGUGGAGAGGGUACUCCGACAGAUGCACCCGCAGUUCUUUGAUCUCGUUGAAGGAAGGACCUUCGCCACGCUCAAGGAACUCGCCGACGCUGCCGAUGGAUUAAUGGAGCGCGUGUGGCGACGUCUCCAUAUACGUACCCCCUCUAUGAGUGGUUCCCCAUAG
Ixodes scapularis (black-legged tick) is the source of this 843-nucleotide messenger RNA. RefSeq lists its product as uncharacterized. The transcript has a single exon. The record is from RefSeq and is a predicted model, not a curated record. Lineage: Eukaryota; Metazoa; Arthropoda; Arachnida; Ixodida; Ixodidae. The coding region runs from base 1 to 843 and encodes 280 amino acids.